AUGAAUUCCUCCUCGGAGCGGGAGCGGAAGCGGAGGAGAAUGCAAUCGAACCGUGAAUCGGCGCGGCGGUCGCGGAUGAGGAAGCAAAAGCAUUUGGACGAUCUGACGGCGGAGAUUGCUCAGCUGUGGAGAGAAAAUAAGCAGAUCUUGAAGAGCAUCAAUGGUGGGACGCAGCAAUGCAUGAGAAUGGAGGCACACAACUCGGUGCUGAGGGCUCAGAUGAUGGACCUCUCACAGAGGCUCCAUUCCCUCAACCAACUCUUGACCGCCCACGCCCCCGAUUCUUUCUUCACCACCCACCACCACCCUAUCAUGGCGUUCCAUUAUUAUUGA
This is a messenger RNA of Salvia miltiorrhiza (redroot sage), 333 nucleotides long. RefSeq names its product bZIP transcription factor 2-like. Gene Ontology annotation, molecular function: transcription cis-regulatory region binding; DNA-binding transcription factor activity. The coding region runs from base 1 to 333 and encodes 110 amino acids. NCBI's taxonomy places the organism in Eukaryota, Viridiplantae, Streptophyta, Magnoliopsida, Lamiales, Lamiaceae. The transcript has a single exon. The record is from RefSeq and is a predicted model, not a curated record. Gene Ontology annotation, biological process: positive regulation of DNA-templated transcription. Gene Ontology annotation, cellular component: nucleus.